Messenger RNA from Mastomys coucha (southern multimammate mouse), 5476 nucleotides. It is a transcript of the gene Slc25a53, whose product is annotated as solute carrier family 25 member 53. Bases 2618 to 3910 code for a protein of 430 amino acids. The transcript has 10 exons. Lineage: Eukaryota; Metazoa; Chordata; Mammalia; Rodentia; Muridae. The record is from RefSeq and is a predicted model, not a curated record.
CACCACCACACCCCGGUUCACCUUGUUUUUUGAGAUAGGGUCUCCUACGGGCCUGGGAUUUCACCAGUUAAGCUAGGCUAGCUAUCCAAGAAGUUCCAGGGAUUUGUGUAUCUCCCCACUUCGCCCCUCCACAGUGGUAGGAGCAGCAUACACUGUAGUUUUAGAUAAGUUCUGGGGGUUGAACUCAGGUCCUCUUGCCUGUGUGGCAAGCACUUACUGAGUGACCUAUCUCCCCAGCAUAAUAGAAACAGCUUAUCAUUACUAGAGACUGGUAUCAUAUGCCUGUAAGUUCAGCACCUGGGAAGCAGAGAAAGGAAGAUCAAUUUAAAGGCAAAAGAGACCUUGCCUGAAACAAAAACAAACAAACAAACAAAAAUACAAAUAAAUCAGGUAUUUAUAAUUCUACCAACAGUGAUAAUGGUAACGAUAGGAGAGACCACCAGAAGAUGCUCUUAAUGCUGAAAAGAAAGUCUUUCUUGCCAGCUGGAGGCUGCACUAGGAACUUGCCCAAAUCAUUCAGCCCUGAUUCUUACAGCCCUUUGUCUUUUAUGCACAAAAAACCCACAUCCUGGUUGUCACACUUCAGAUAGCAAGAAGUAGAACUACAGAAGCCAAAAAAACAAAAACAAAAAACAAAACAAAACAACAACAACAAAAACCAAACCACAGUGUUACUACAUUUUGGUACUUUCUUGGAACUACAGACUUAGAUCUUUGAUGGAUUAGGUCUCUGUUCCCAUUUCAGCAGGUGUUAGGGCCUGCUUGUUGGGUUUGAAGGUCAGAAUGGUGCUAAGGUCUGGGGGUCUGUUAGAAGUCUAUUGAGGUUUUCUAGUCAUUUUGAAAUUGUUUUUUUCCUACUGUGUAUAGAGUUGAGUUCCUUAUACUGCUAUCAAACCUCUUAGUACUAUGGUAUAUUUCAAGUUUCUUUCUGGAUGUUGUGUCUAUAUUCUUGUUUGCUUUGCUAUGCAGAAGUGCCUUAAUUUGGAAUAGUCCUGUUUAUCUAUGGUUACUUUGGUUGCUUUGGGGUCCAAAUCCAAAAAUCUUUGAGAUAAUGUCAUGUUGUUUUCUUCCUUCCUGGUUCAUUGUUUUAGAGUAGAGGAGUGGGGCUCUAACAAACCAGACGGCUUGGACUAUGAUGUAGUCCAAAGACAACUGUGGGAUUGUUGGCAGGCAGGGAUACAUGUUGACUUCCUACCUAAAAAUAAAACAACCAUGACAACAAAAAGCACAAACAUAAUAGAAGGAUAUUAUAAUCCUAAGGAUUCUGUAGCAGAAAUUAAUAUCAUGAAACAUCUCUACUGCUUAGGAAUAUGAUGAAAGUCAAGUAAAAAAAAAAGCUGCAGUGCUGGGGUUAAUACAUUAAACAUAGUACAUUGAAAGCAGGGGUUGAAUCAGCAGCUAAAAUGGCUCACGAUAUACUACUGCUCACUGAAGAGGAAAGUGAAUUAUUCCUACUUCAGUGAUGGUACAAAUGUACCUCAAAUACAGAUUUGUGGAAACGUUAACAAAUAAAAGUGGGGUAGGCCUGGCAUUUUUUAUGUUUAAGCAUAAAAGAUGCCUGGGUUCAGGAACCGUUUGACCCACCAAUGCUCAGGAACUCCACAGGGUCAAACCAAGGUUGAAGGUUGGAAGAGGAAUGUGUGCUGUUAUUUCCUGCCUCUGUAUCUGGUGUAAGCUUCUAGUUGAUUAGCAUCCUUCCCUGAGGUCUUUGGGCAGAGACAAUGAGACCAGCCAGGGCAGAAGAAAGGAUGUUGCAAGCCACACCCAGCUACCUGAGUGCAGCCGACAGACACUGAGGAGCCAAAGUGAAAGGUACAUCAUUCAGCUCUGCUACCACGAAUAUGUUUGGCUUGGAGAAGAUUGAAAUUGUGUCCUUCUGUGUAGGCCUGGCUGUUUUCACUUCAUACAAGUUUCUUGUAUGCUGUUGCAAAUGGAAGAGUUUCCUUCCCUUGGUGUGGCAGGAAACGUGCCCAGGAGGAUGUGAGAAGUCUCGUGAGCAGCAGAUGUCUAGGAGAACAGAAACAUUGGAAGACUUUUUGAGGGCCUUCCUAGCGGUAUGAAAAGGAAUACACAAUUGCUCGGUGUGGAAAAGCGGGCUUCACAGGGAUGAGCUACCGGCAAACUGGAAAGUGCCCCCAGGGUUAUCAGCUGCUUUUAUGUUGCGGUGGGCUUGGGUGAUGGAGCUGCUUUUGAGUCACUUAUGCUCCUUCUACCCCAUCUUCACCUAUCCAGAGGAGUUUGAUGGAGCCCCAUAGAUUGGUGUAUGCACUUAUUCCUUUUGUGCCUCACUUCCUGCUCUGGCCACUCUGGAGCUCUUCACCAUCUUCAUCUUCAGCUGUUAACAGCUAGCCAUCAUUCUUGACCUGAUAGCCUCCGCAUGGAUGCACUUGGCCAGGACCCUCUGCUGCUGCUUUGUGUUAUCAGCCUAGCGUGCGCUACUAAAUAUAGGUAGAUAUCCAGUGUUGUCAACAUGUAGUUUUCACAAUGUGUGAAGUUUUGAAGAGUGACCAGGGGAUGGAAGUAUUGGACUAAGGAAUGUCCCUUGGUUUUAGAACACUUCCAUUCCUGUCCAAGGCUGCUGUGGGAGCCAUGUGCUGCUGUCGCUGCUGUGGGAGCCAUGUGCUGCUGUCCCUGCUGUGGGAGCCAUGUGCUGCUGUCCCUGCUGUGGGAGCCAUGUGCUGCUGUCGCUGCUGUGGGAGCCAUGAGCUGCUGUACAUGCUGCUUCUCCCAGCUCCAGGAAGUCAGGAAGGCAUUCCUGCUCAUUAUGCGCAUGCAUUUGGAGAAGACCCUUAAGCUUGAUGCGCAGCUCCCUACUCAGCUCUGCACCUACAAGGAGCUGGUGCAGUGCCUGCCAGAGGGGGGAACCUGCUGGAGGGGGCUGCGGCAGACUGGCGCGGGAGCGGGCGCGGCGUCAAGUGCAGCUUGGACUCACGGACCUGGCCCAUUUACAUUUCAUUCCUUCAUCCAUCUGUGUCCAGUUGUGUUCAGCAUGGAGGAGCAGAGCAACUCUGCUGGGAAGGAGCUUCAACACAGGACCCGAGCAGAAGUUCCAGGAAAGAAAAGCUGGCAGUCACAGGCUUACACCCUUGGGGCCAUUUCCAACUUUAUGUCUACUUUCCUGACCUUUCCUAUCUAUAAGGUUGUGUUCCGGCAGCAGAUCCAUGCUGUGGCAGUGUCAGAGGCUGUGAGACAGCUUUGGCACGAAGGCCCUCAGUACUUCUACCGGGGCAUCUACCCUCCUCUUCUCUCCAAGACCCUCCAAGGGACUCUGUUGUUUGGCACUUAUGAUAGCUUGCUGUGCUUUCUCUCCCCGGUUGGGCCACACUCCCUCGGACAGCGCUGGACUGCAGGGCUCAUGUCAGGUGUAGUAGAAGCUAUAGCACUCAGCCCCUUUGAAAGAGUACAGAAUGUGCUUCAGGAUGCUCGAAAGCAAGCUUGCUUCCCUAGCACCUUCAGCAUUCUCAAGGAAUUCAAUUCUUAUGGGCUUUGGGGGAGGCUGUCACUGGGCUAUUAUCGGGGUUUCUGGCCAGUCCUUGUCAGAAACAGCCUGGGAAGUGCUCUCUAUUUCUCCUUCAAGGAUCCUAUCCAGGAUGGCUUGGCAAGGCAAGGCCUGCCCCAUUGGGUUCCUGCUUUGGUGUCUGGUAGUGUCAAUGGAACAAUCACCUGCCUGAUUCUGUACCCUCUGAUUGUGCUAGUUGCCAAUAUGCAGUCUCAUAUUGGUUGGCAGAGAAUGCCAAGCCUGUGGGCCUCUGCACAAGAUGUGUGGGACACUCGAGGUAGAAAAAUCCUGCUGAUUUAUAGAGGAGGAUCCCUGAUCGUUCUCAGGUCCAGUGUGACAUGGGGUCUCACUACUGCUAUCCAUGACUUCUUGCAGAGAAAGGCUCACACCAAGAAAGAGAUGAGAGACUGACUAAAGGAUGUGCGGCUAUGGUCUUUUUCUUCUAAACCUUUCCUUGUUGGUUGUGUAUAGUAUAUUUCUUUGGCUUGGUUACCUGAAACAACCAUUAUCUAUAAACUGGCACCGCAUGGGAGAAACUCCUAACUUUUCACCUGUUAGUCACAGACAAAGCCUGCCAGGAUUCCUUGGUCAAAGAAAAUCUCCCUAGUUUAUACACAGCUUCAGUAAUCUCAGAACUUGGAGCCUUUAAAUAAGCCUUUAAAUAAGCUGUAGCCCGGAUUAAAUGUCAUUCCUUCAAGGAGUAGUUUUUUUUUUUAAAUAAGAGGAAACUUUAAAAGACGACUCUGCUCAGUACUGUAAGACUAGGGUCCUUCUGUGUGUCCUUCUGGCCAAACUAAGUGGAACUCCCAAGUUCAAUGAACUACACUAGACUUUGAGGAUAACUUCAAAGAUGCCUAUAUUUUACUGACAUGUCUCACUGCCUCGACCACAGCCAUUCUCACUUCAAGCUAUGUGUCCCAUUUUCAGGGUAUCUGCUCUGAUUACAAACCAUAGAUUAGGCUCACUUCCACCCAUCAGAUGCCACAAGAACUGAUGAUGCUGAACAUGGGACUGAGAAAACAUUUGGUGCCUUGAUAGAAGGAAAAAAGGCUUUGAAGCAAGAAAUUUAAUUAAUUUAAUUACAUGCCAAAUAGAGAAAAAUAUUACUGUAGGUGGUUUGGUGUUAUCAUAUAUAUAUAUAUGUAUAUAUAUAUACAUAUAUAUAUAUGCAUAUAUGAUUAUGUUGCCUACAAACCAUUUAAGUUUCUAUAAGAAACCUGGAACUAGCAUGAACAUAUCUCUUCAUAAUUAAUCCCUAAUUCUGUUGAUGUGCACAGCUAUAUAGUAAUAAUCUUAGCCUGCCAUUCAGAGCCAUUGUCAAUAUGGACCCCAUAUAACUUUCUGCAUAUUAUUACCCCACAUUCACGGACUGCAUAAGCCAGCCAAGUGCAGUGCUUUUUACUCCUCAAACAUUCCAUGAACUUACCCAAGGCCAUACUCUACCCCACACUGCUCUCUCCACUUGCACUGCCCUCCUCCCAAUAAAAGGCCUCCAAUUUACAAAAGUCCAGAUCUGAUGCCACUGUCUGGAUGGAGCCCCUUUUCUAUCCCCUAUCCUCAAACUGAAUGUGACAUUAAUUUUGUGAUAUCCUUUUUAGCAGCUCAUCAACAUGCACUGAUCCCAUUAUGUCACGGGUCCCAUGUGGUCCUGAUGUUCUUGCUGUUCUUCAAUACCUCCUACUAGUCUGUAAACUUCUUGAAAGCAGGGAUUCUUGUAUGCAUUUUUAAAUCCUCCAUUGUGCCUAGGUGCUCAAUAAAGUUGGUGAAUGAAUUAUUGAAUUGAUUAUCAAGCUGUGAUAUGGUUUCUAUCCUCAGGGUGCUAUCCCUAUUACAUGAAGAUAAUGUUACUGACUCAUUGUCAACAACACACCUGCCUUUGGGAUGUGUUUGUUUUCUUUUAAUAGUGGAUUUAGUUUUGUGCUAAUUAUGAUGCCAAUGACAAUAACAAUGACAAUAAAAUUAUGUUCAACUACAAUA